GACUGGGAGCCGAUGCGCCGAGGCGCCGCGGAGCUUUGCUUGGGCUCUGGUGUGGGCAGCGCUUCCAUCUGUGACUCGGACGUACCUGUGUCACACCAUCACAGCGUGCCGUGCUACAGGGUCUGGAUGCAGCUACAAGGAGGGUUUGAGCUGUAGAAGUUAAUUCAGCAAAGCCAGGUACCACAGGCUGCUGUCCCAGCACAAGCAAGGGUGCCUGUGUGUUCAAUGCAGGGGAUUCGGAUGGCACACACCAGAAAGGAGCCACCGGUUGGGAUAAACCUCGGGAGGUGUUUGGAGAGUGUGACCUGUAAGGGACAGAAGGACUGGAUUCCUUUUAGAGAAGAGAAACAGAAGUUUCACAUCUAUUAACACCUGCAUAUAUCUCUCAGGUCUGUCCUGGUACAAGAGGAUGUUCAGCCUUUCCUGCCUUCCUCCCUGUAGAUAAGAAGUAAGGGAUCCUUAGUGGAGGUACUGGGGAGGAAACUCCUCAACAACAGGUUAGUGGCACAGGGGCAGUUUUUGUGAGGAGCUGGCUGAGCCUCCUCUGAGCAGAGGGUGAAGAUGUCAGAGCAAGAGGUGCAGCUCACCUGACCUGGAUCAUCAGAUACACUUGAUCUGCACUGAGAAGGGUGGAGAUAUGGGUUAGCUGCCCUCUUGAGCUGCCUUUUAGCCCUCAGGAUUUAAGAAAUACUUUAGUAAUUGCUUCAUAAUAUUUUAAAGCCUGGCUUUGGCUGGCAGCCUUGCCUGGCACCCUUCAUAUAACUUGAUCUUCUAAACAAACCUCCAAAUGUCACAAGUGAGCACAUGAAGCAAGGCUGGCUGUGCCCUUGCCUUGCUCCACAGAGGCCACGGUAAGCUGAAAGCUGCAAAAUAAGCCUGAGAAGCAGGCAAGAGCCCCAAUCCAUCUUAGCUCCUGAGAACUGGAGGCUGCUGAGCUGUCAUGGGGAACACCACCAGCGAGCGAGUAUCCGGGGAGCGCCAUGGCUCCAAGUCCCACCGCUCGGACGGCUCCGGUGCUUCCCACCCCACCAAGGAGCACCCCCACAAGAUCAUGGUGGGCAGCACCGAUGACCCCAGCGUUUUCAGCUCCCAUGACUCCAAGAUUCCUGGGGACAAGGAGUUUGUGUCGUGGCAGCCAGAUCUAGAGGAGUCAGUGAAACCAUCCCAACAGGCUCGACCAACUGUCAUCCGCUGGGCCGAUGGAGGCAAAGAGGUUUUCAUCUCUGGAUCCUUCAACAACUGGAGCACUAAGAUCCCACUCAUCAAGAGCCACAACGACUUCGUUGCUAUCCUGGAUCUCCCAGAAGGAGAGCACCAGUACAAAUUUUUUGUGGAUGGCCAGUGGGUCCAUGACCCAUCUGAGCCCGUGGUCACCAGCCAGAUGGGGACGAUUAACAACCUAAUCCACGUCAAGAAGUCUGACUUUGAGGUGUUUGAUGCAUUGAAGGUGGAUUCCCUGGAGAGCUCAGAAACCUCAGGUCGGGACUUAUCAAGCUCACCACCUGGACCUUACGGCCAAGAGAUGUACGUAUACCGGCCCGAGGAGCGCUUCAAAUCCCCACCCAUCCUCCCACCUCAUCUCCUCCAGGUCAUCCUGAACAAGGACACCAAUAUCUCGUGCGACCCAGCACUGCUGCCCGAACCCAACCACGUCAUGCUCAAUCACCUCUACGCGCUCUCCAUCAAGGACGGCGUGAUGGUGCUCAGUGCCACGCACCGCUACAAGAAGAAGUACGUCACCACGCUGCUGUACAAGCCCAUCUGAGCCAGAGCCUCGCCCACCCCCCACGCAGGACACGAAACGCCGCUUUGUCUGCACACACUGGGCCACAGGACUGUGUGAGAACUAGGUGCUGGCUCCAGCCUCAAACCUGACAGGGACACAGGCCCUGGCAAUGAGCCCAGGGCCGCUGGGGCCUGUGACACUGUCUCAUCCUACUGGUGUGGUUCAAUUUAGCCCUUGGUUUCCGCCCACCUGCAGCUCCCCUAGGCUUCUGUGAGUCUCUGGGACCACUUUGCUGCUCACCAGAACAGCCUUUCCUCACGCCCAACACGGAAAGGGCUUCACCCUGACUGUCUUCUCCAGCCUGCAAGGGCCUCAAGGUGAUCCUAGCACUACCCCCAGCCCAGGCCUCCAGGAAUGUGUCCUACCUGCUGAAGGUUGCUCUGGUGUCUUGGUCUUGAGUUUCCAAAGGCCACCUUGAUCACUAGAGGCUCUGUGACACUCCAGCCUGCUACCUGCCCCCUGUCCCACAGCCCUGGCUGUGGGGCCGUCCCCCAGCUUUGAGAAGGGCUCUCAGCUCUGGAGCCCCAGCCCCCUGCCAGGUUCAGCGUCGAGCCAGCAGGGUGGAAGGUACAGCCGGACACAGCCACGCUUACCUGCUGCUGGGACAGCACCGUCGAGGACUGACUGCGACUGCUCUGUCCCCAACACUGAGUGCUUCUAUGGGACAGGGUUGGCUUCAUCAUAGCCAGAGGGGCACUGGCACAUGCCCACACUGAAGGGGCCUGGGGCGAGCAGAGCCGGGCAGGCACCCCAGGACCCUGGCUGCACCGCCUGCUGCCGCAGCAGUGCCAUGGGACAGGCAUUUCUCUAUUUAUUACAGUAUUUAUUGUUCUCGGUG
This is a messenger RNA of Manacus vitellinus (golden-collared manakin), 2624 nucleotides long. It is a transcript of the gene PRKAB2, whose product is annotated as protein kinase AMP-activated non-catalytic subunit beta 2. Lineage: Eukaryota; Metazoa; Chordata; Aves; Passeriformes; Pipridae. Gene Ontology annotation, cellular component: nucleotide-activated protein kinase complex; nucleus; cytoplasm. The transcript is spliced from 8 exons. Gene Ontology annotation, molecular function: protein kinase binding. The coding region runs from base 941 to 1765 and encodes 274 amino acids. The record is from RefSeq and is a predicted model, not a curated record. Gene Ontology annotation, biological process: signal transduction.